Molecule: messenger RNA, 2045 nt
Organism: Notolabrus celidotus (New Zealand spotty)
Lineage: Eukaryota; Metazoa; Chordata; Actinopteri; Labriformes; Labridae
Gene: gjd2b
Product: gap junction protein delta 2b
Exons: 2
Coding region: 23-931 (302 amino acids)
Biological process (GO): cell communication
Cellular component (GO): connexin complex
Source: RefSeq, a predicted model, not a curated record
GACCGACUCCGGAUGAUCAGCCAUGGGGGAGUGGACCAUCCUGGAGCGGCUCCUGGAGGCGGCGGUCCAGCAGCACUCCACCAUGAUCGGCAGGAUCCUGCUGACCGUGGUGGUGAUCUUCAGGAUCCUGAUCGUGGCCAUCGUUGGAGAGACCGUGUAUAACGAUGAACAGUCAAUGUUCGUGUGUAACACCCUACAGCCCGGCUGUAACCAGGCCUGCUAUGACCAGGCCUUCCCCAUCUCCCACAUCAGGUACUGGGUGUUCCAGAUCAUCAUGGUGUGCUGCCCCUCCCUCUGCUUCAUCACAUACUCUGUCCACCAGUCCGCCAAGAACAAGGAGCGCCGAUUCUCCACUGCCUUCCUGACCCUUGACAAAGACCUGGACCCAAAGAGGAAUGACAAGAAGAUCAAGAACACCAUCGUGAAUGGAGUUCUGCAGAACACCGAGAACUCCACCAAGGAGGCAGAGCCCGACUGCCUGGAGGUCAAAGACAUCCCAAACCUUCCCCUCAGGACCACAAAGUCUAAGAUGAGAAGACAGGAGGGCAUCUCCAGGUUCUACAUCAUCCAGGUGGUAUUCAGGAACGCCCUGGAGAUUGGGUUCCUGGUGGGUCAGUACUUCCUGUAUGGGUUUAACGUGCCAGCAGUGUACGAGUGCGAUCGAUACCCGUGCAUUAAAGACGUGGAGUGUUAUGUUUCCAGACCCACGGAGAAGACCGUGUUCCUGGUCUUCAUGUUUGCCGUCAGCGGGAUCUGCGUGGUCUUCAACCUGGCCGAGCUGAACCACCUGGGCUGGAGGAAGAUAAAGGCGGCCGUGAGAGGUGUGCAGGCUCGCAGGAAAUCCAUCUAUGAGAUCAGGAACAAGGACCUGCCCAGGAUGAGCAUGCCGAGCUUUGCACGCACGCAGUCCAGUGACUCUGCCUACGUCUGAGACUUGGUUCAGACACAUCCAUGGUGACUCUCUGAACACUCGUCAAAUACAUUCCUCUUUUUGUAUCUUCAGGUGCAGCCGGCAGCAGUUUAGAGACACGAUAAAGGAUCUCUGUGCUAGGACUUUCUUUUCUGUGUCUUCUAGACUUUGUUUACAGUCCGUCUGCAGCUCGAGACACAAGAUGGACUUAAGAGAAGCAUCUACAGGUUGGAUUGUUUUUUUAAAUCAAAUUGUUAUCUGCCUUAAAAUGCAGAUUUCUGUUUAUACAGAUCGAUAAGAAGCUGUAGAACACUUCAGUCUGCAAACAGACAGUGUACGAUCAAACAUGAUGAUAUCUGAGAUCAUAAACAGCAACCAGAACACCUCAACAAAAGGUCUUCUGUUCAUAGACUGGUCCCUGAAGACUGGACUGUUUCGACGCUGCACACCCUGACAUGCUCAGUCCACCAAGAUGUUAAUGUAUUACUUAUUAUGGAGAAAAAAAAAGAGGAGCACACAAAGAUUUGUCUUAUUAAUGAGGACCAAACUCAAGAGGACCAUCCAUGUGUGAUGAACAUGUGAUGGUUACACAGUGUGUUGUCGGGACUGGUGUCUGUGGUUUUAGACUUGGUAUCAGCGAGUCCAGGUCUGAGGCUGGAGAUCAUUGGAGGUCUUAGCUCUGUGCAGACCAGCUGAGAAAGUGAUCCCUGUAUUCAGACAGCAGCCGUCCUCCUCUGACUUUACGCUCAAUAUGAAAUAUUCAGACACUGUUCUGAUGUCGUGCUGUGUUCAAGGACUGAAAAUGGGAAGAGAAUCUGAUUAAUCAUGAUCAAUAUUAAAAGUCUGAAGGAACAUCAGAUCACAUAUCAUUUAUAUUUCCCUAACUUUUCGGCCCAAACUCAUAAAGAAGACAACAUCUCAGCAUGUAUGACUAAUUGGCUAGCGGUCUCUUAGAAGUCUUUAUGUCCCUCCAGAUUUCUCUUUCUCCUCUAAAGGGAAACUUUUGGAGUGUGGUUGCAUUACAAGUUAGGUGCAUUGCCCACAGAGGGCCUCGGUCAGUUCGGCCACCUUGUUUUUAGGCUAACUAGGCUAGCUUCCAUAGUAGGGAUGUAAAUUUCAAGUGUUUUCCGUGAUC